Candidula unifasciata is the source of this 765-nucleotide messenger RNA. NCBI's taxonomy places the organism in Eukaryota, Metazoa, Mollusca, Gastropoda, Stylommatophora, Geomitridae. The record is from the annotation of a GenBank genome assembly.
AUGUUAUGUCUUAUACAGGGCAGACUAUGUAUUAUACAGGGCAGGUUAUGUCUUAUACAGGGCAGACUAUGUAUUAUACAGGACAGGUUAUGUCUUAUACAGGGCAGACUAUGUAUUAUACAGGGCAUGUUAUAUCUUAUACAGGGCAGACUAUGUAUUAUACAGGGCAUGUUAUGUCUUAUACAGGGCAGACUAUGUAUUAUACAGGGCAUGUUAUGUCUUAUACAGGGCAGACUAUGUAUUAUACAGGGCAUGUUAUGUCUUAUACAGGGCAGACUAUAUAUUAUACAGGGCAGACUAUGUAUUAUACAGGGCAGACUAUGUAUUAUACAGGGCAUGUUAUGUCUUAUACAGGGCAGACUAUGUAUUAUACAGAGCAGGUUAUGUCUUAUACAGGGCAGACUAUGUAUUAUACAGGGCAUGUUAUGUCUUAUACAGGGCAGACUAUGUAUUAUACAGGGCAUGUUAUGUCUUAUACAGGGCAGACUAUGUAUUAUACAGGGCAUGUUAUGUCUUAUACAGGGCAGACUAUGUAUUAUACAGGGCAUGUUAUGUCUUAUACAGGGCAGACUAUGUAUUAUACAGGGCAUGUUAUGUCUUAUACAGGGCAGACUAUGUAUUAUACAGGGCAUGUUAUGUCUUAUACAGGGCAGACUAUGUAUUAUACAGGGCAGGUUAUGUCUUAUACAGGGCAGACUAUGUAUUAUACAGGGCAGGUUGUGUCUUAAAUACAUCAUGUUAUGUCUUACACAGGGCAUGCUAUGA